ACCAAACUACUGACUCUUGUAAACCCGUAGUUUCAAUGUUCCAACCGCCCCCAUAUUUUUGACAGGCCGACCCGCCAAAGCAAGGCCAAUAUUCCCACCGCCAAAAAGAAGUGUUGGUAACUAAGGAAGUAUAAAUACGCAAUUUACCAACACAGUUUGCAAUUCUAUUCUAUCAAUUAGAAUGCGAAGAGUCUGUGAACAUUUUGCGCUCAACGAUGAAUGUGUUGAAGCUGAAGGCGGUGCCCAAUGAGAACCCUAAGGAGAAUGUGAAAAGGGAAACGGUGGAUCUCGGAAAUGGAAGCGACGUCGUAUACAUUCAGAGGUUAAUACCCUCCGAUCAGUCAUGGAAAUGGUUCCAAUACCUCGACAAACACAUUCCAUGGACCAGACCCACCAUUCGCGUCUUUGGAAAAUCCUUCCUGCAGCCUCGAGACACAUGUUAUGUUGCAACUCAAGGUUUGACGGAGUUGACUUACAGUGGAUAUCAGCCGCAUGCAUAUUCUUGGGAUGAUUAUCCACCACUUAAAGACAUGUUGGAUGCUGUCCAUAAAGCUCUUCCUGGAAGUAGUUUUAAUAGCUUGCUCUUAAAUAGGUACAAUGGUGGUAAUGACUAUGUUGGUUGGCAUUCUGAUGAUGAGAAGCUUUAUGGACCAACUCCUGAAAUUGCGUCUCUAACUUUUGGAUGUGAACGUGACUUUGUUCUGAAGAAGAAGCCAUGUAAAAAAUCAUGUGAUGGAAGUGAUGAACCUGCCAGCAAGAGAUUAAAGAAGGGUGGCCAUGACGCUGAUCAGCAUACAUUUAGACUUAAGCAUGGAUCACUUUUGGUAAUGAGAGGUCACACCCAAAGAGAUUGGAUUCACUCAGUGCCCAAGCGUGCAAAAGCUGAAGGCACGCGCAUUAACCUUACCUUUAGGCGGGUUUUUUGAUUGGCUUGUGGCCAGAGCGAGUUUCGGUUAAUAUGCUAGAAGUAUGUUUUUGUGACUGAUACGUUUGUAAAGUUGUCUUGAGUAAUAUGAAUAUGAUUGUGUCCUACUUAAUAUUUCAAGCUUUAUGUUCAUGUUACUACCA
Molecule: messenger RNA, 1068 nt
Organism: Vigna unguiculata (cowpea)
Lineage: Eukaryota; Viridiplantae; Streptophyta; Magnoliopsida; Fabales; Fabaceae
Gene: ALKBH2
Product: oxidoreductase, 2OG-Fe(II) oxygenase family protein
Biological process (GO): DNA alkylation repair
Molecular function (GO): broad specificity oxidative DNA demethylase activity; cytosine C-5 DNA demethylase activity; ferrous iron binding
Source: RefSeq, a predicted model, not a curated record